CGGCAGCGGCAUCCUUUGCCCAUGAGGGCCUGAUGGAAAACACAAAGGACCUGUUCUGGUGUGAAAUGAGAAUAUACCACAGAAAAGCUCCACAGUUUUCUGAAGAGAAAAUGACUGAACAUUCUUCAAGAUCUGAAAGGAAGAGACGUGAUUCUUUCGGGAUGUUUGAUGGUUAUGAUAGCUGUAGUGAGGAUACCAGUAGUAGCUCAAGCUCUGAUGAGAGUGAAGAGGAAGUUGCACCCUUACCCUCAAACCUCCCAAUUAUCAAGAACAAUGGACAGGUCUACACAUAUCCAGAUGGCAAAUCUGGCAUGGCUACCUGUGAAAUGUGCGGGAUGGUUGGUGUCAGAGAUGCCUUUUACUCUAAAACCAAGCGUUUCUGCAGUGUUUCCUGCUCAAGAAGUUACUCAUCGAACUCUAAGAAGGCCAGCAUUCUGGCCAGACUUCAGGUAACGGGAAAACCUCCAACAAAGAAGGCUAAAGUGCUACAAAAACAACCUUUAGUUGCUAAAUUAGCUGCAUAUGCCCAAUACCAAGCAACGGUACAGAACCAAUCAAAGACGAAAACAGCAUCUGUUCCAGUGGAAGGCUUCAGUUGGGGCAACUACAUCAAUAGCAAUAGUUUCACUGCCGCUCCUGUUAAUUGUUUUAAGCAUGCACCUAUGGGGACUUGCUGGGGUGACAUCUCAGAAGGUGUACGUGUAGAAGUCCCUAACACAGACUGCAGCCUACCUACCAAAGUCUUCUGGAUUGCUGGGAUUGUAAAAUUAGCAGGUUACAGUGCUUUACUAAGAUAUGAAGGCUUUGAAAGCGAUUCAAGUCUCGACUUCUGGUGUAACAUCUGUGGUCUUGAUAUCCAUCCGGUUGGUUGGUGUGCAACAAGUGGGAAGCCUCUAGUGCCGCCUCGAUCCAUUCAACACAAGUACACAAACUGGAAAGCUUUUCUGGUGAAACGACUCACUGGUGCCAAAACUCUUCCUCCUGACUUCUCUCAGAAGGUGUCAGAAAGCAUGCAGUAUCCCUUUAAGCCUUCUAUGAGAGUAGAAGUUGUUGAUAAAACUCAUCUCUGCCGAACACGGGUAGCAAUUGUAGACAGCGUAAUUGGAGGCAGGUUAAGAUUGGUAUAUGAAGAAAGUGAAGACAAAACAGAUGACUUCUGGUGCCAUAUGUACAGCCCACUCAUACAUCCCAUUGGUUGGUCUCGGAGUAUAGGACAUCGGUUCAAAAGAUCUGAUAUUGCCAAGAAGCAGGACUCUUAUUUUGAUGCACCCCCACAUUUAUUUGCUAAGGUAAAGGAAGCCGAGUCAAGUGGAGAAUGGUUCAAGGAGGGGAUGAAAUUGGAAGCCAUAGAUCCAUUAAACCUUUCUGCAAUAUGUGUGGCAACAAUUAGAAAGGUAUUAGCAGAUGGAUAUCUUAUGAUUGGGAUCGAUGGCUCUGAGGCAGCAGAUGGGUCUGACUGGUUUUGUUACCAUGCCACCUCCCCUUCUAUAUUCCCCGUUGGUUUCUGUGAAAUUAACAUGAUUGAACUAACUCCACCCCGAGGUUAUGCAAAACUACCUUUCAAAUGGUUUGACUACCUCAGGGAAACGGGUUCAGUAGCAGCCCCUGUGAAGUUCUUUAACAAGGAAGUUCCAAACCAUGGGUUUCAUGUUUCAAUGAAGCUGGAGGCUGUGGACCUCAUGGAACCUCGUCUAGUAUGUGUGGCUACAGUAACUCGUAUUAUUCACCGUCUGUUGAGGAUACAUUUUGACGGCUGGGAAGACGAAUAUGAUCAGUGGGUGGAUUGUGAAUCUCCUGACCUUUACCCUGUAGGAUGGUGUCAGCUAACGGGUUACCAACUACAGCCUCCUGCGUCACAAUCAUCAAGAGAUGGUCAGUCAAGCUCGUCAAAGCAGAAGAAAAAGUCAAAGUCACAACAAUACAAAGGACACAAGAAAAAGAGGAAGAUACCAGUUGGGAAGAAGCCUGUCAGUUUGUCGAGCGUCCCCAUGACAGGUGGGGUGCGGAGGAGCUUCUCUGGUGAUGAAGAGUUGACUCCUCCUCAGUAUCGAACCCUUCCAGCACAGACAGCCCCGGAGGCCUGCCAGCCUCCCAGGACUAGCAGAGAGUUCAGUCCCAGCCUCAAAACAGUCUCCUCACUGCAGCUGAAGGAGGAGUUGCUAGAUGGAGAGGAAUACAACUUUCUUCAAGGAGCAUCUGACCAGGAAAGCAAUGGGUCAGCCAGUCACUACAUCAAACAAGAACCCUAAGGGCAGAGCAGGGCAGGAUGGUACAAAAAGAGCCUUUCUUCAAGACUGAUGUUCCCAUUCUGAAGAUCGUUUGAUGGCUUCUACUAAGGGCACUUUGCUAACUGCAGAUAAGAUUUCAAUUCAGAAUUUUUGGAGGAUGAGGAAACUAUUUUAGUGAAAAAGAUUUUUCAAUUUAUUAAAAAUAAUUGACACUUGUGUUGUAUUUGAAGCUUUUAAAAGAAUUUUUGUAAUAUUUUCAAGUUCAGAUUUAUUGUGCAUUGUUAAAAAAAUGAGAUUCUAAUUUUUUGGUAAGAAUUAAAAGCUUAAUUAUAGCAGGAUUGCAGGAAACCCUUUGAAGAAGAUGAGGUGGUAGUAUUUAGUUG
Molecule: messenger RNA, 2611 nt
Organism: Podarcis raffonei (Aeolian wall lizard)
Lineage: Eukaryota; Metazoa; Chordata; Lepidosauria; Squamata; Lacertidae
Gene: MBTD1
Product: mbt domain containing 1
Exons: 18
Coding region: 33-2249 (738 amino acids)
Biological process (GO): regulation of DNA-templated transcription
Cellular component (GO): nucleus
Molecular function (GO): zinc ion binding
Source: RefSeq, a predicted model, not a curated record